This is a messenger RNA of Salarias fasciatus (jewelled blenny), 1324 nucleotides long. Its product is annotated as claudin-4-like. The transcript has a single exon. Bases 46 to 681 code for a protein of 211 amino acids. Gene Ontology annotation, molecular function: structural molecule activity. The record is from RefSeq and is a predicted model, not a curated record. Lineage: Eukaryota; Metazoa; Chordata; Actinopteri; Blenniiformes; Blenniidae. Gene Ontology annotation, cellular component: bicellular tight junction; membrane.
CGCCUGUUCUUGGCUGUUGGCGUGCGGGGGGAUCACGGCGGCGACAUGGUUUCUCAGGGGAUCCAGAUCAUCGGCAUGGUGAUGUCCGUGGUGGGCUGGUUCAUGGUCAUCGUGGUGUGCGCCCUGCCCACGUGGAAGGUCACGGCCUUCAUCGGGGCCAACAUCGUGACGGCGCAGACCAUCUGGCAGGGCAUGUGGAUGAACUGCGUGGUGCAGAGCACCGGCCAGAUGCAGUGCAAGGUGUACGACUCCAUGCUGGCGCUGCCUCAGGACCUGCAGGCCGCCCGGGCCAUGAUCAUCAUCUCCAUCAUCACCGGCGUCUUCGGCGUCUUCCUGUCCAUCGCCGGGGGGAAGUGCACCAACUGCAUCGAGGACGAGCGCUCAAAGUCCAAGGCCUCCAUCGCGGCGGGGGUGCUGUUCAUCGUCUCGGGGCUGCUCUGCCUCAUCCCCGUCUCCUGGUCGGCCCACAGCAUCAUCACCAACUUCUACAGCCCGCUGGUGAUCUCGGCCCAGCGGUACGAGCUGGGCGCGUCGCUGUACAUCGGCUGGGCGGCGUCCGCGCUGCUGCUGAUGGGCGGAGGCCUGCUGUGCUGGAACUGCCCGCCCAAACACGAACACCGGCAAUAUGUGUCCAACUUCACGCCGGUGAAGAGCAUCUCCACGUCCAGGGAGUACGUCUGAGAGGACGAGGACUGUCAGAGGUCACAUCAAGGUCGCAGGAACUGCAGCUCCUGGAAACAAUGCAGCUCAAGACACCAAUACUCCAACACGUCGCGAAGUCCCAGCUCAGCGACGCGUGAUCAGUUUGUUUUUCUCUGCUCUUCCUGGCAGCAUAAAUAAUGGCUGUUUGCCGUCCAGUUUCGAGUUUCGGGUUUCAGCCAGGAUUGUUGUUUUGCUGCACUCUUCAGCGAUGCUGCACAUCUUGAUCACUCAGUAUAUUCACUUUUUAAAAAUCAACUCCGAAAGACUGAAGUCAUGCUUGCUCCUCAUUUUCAACAUUUUGCUUUCAGUAUCUAUCACCAUUAAACACCCAUUUUCCAGAUAAGAUAACCAUUGCCUGUAAAUAUAACUAGAAAUUUUCAUUUCAGCUACAUCUUACUGCUAAAGACUGUGACUUUGCUAAAAAUUAAAAUGACUAAAAAUAUUGCUUCUACCAUUUAUUAUUUCUAAAUGUUAUCAUACUUUAAAAAGGGGAUUAAAUGUAUGAAUCCCUGUUUCCUGUUUUUGUGUUUUAAUGUAUUUGUUCCCCGUUCUGGAAAUUCUUUGUUUGUUGGUGUAAUUUGUCGUAUCACUGUAAAUAAAGUCUCGCUGGAUAAAUGCUGAC